CAAAAUUUGUUUACAUUGUAAAUGUAAACAAACCAUUUUCAAAAUUUUUAAAGAAUGUACUUGUUGCAACAUUUUCCGUUAAUUUUCGUUGUGUUUUUUGGGUUAUUUUAUGGCACCACAAUUAAUGCUGCAAAUCAGUCGUGUUCUAAAGAAAAUAAUAGCUGUGCAAGGGAGGAAACGAAUAAAUAUUCUAAAGAAUCUAAUACCAAAUACCUCAAAUAUAUCAAUAAAAUAGAAGAAGCAAAAAGUAGAUAUAAGCCCUGCAACAACAAAAAUUGCAACUGUUAUAUGCCUGUGAUUAAACAUGACUUAAAGCCAUUUAAAGAGGCAGUAUCCAAAGAAGAUAUAGAGCGAGUACAGUCUAAAGGCACCAAAUACCAAAUAAUAAACCACAAACUUUAUAGAGAGAAGAACUGUAUGUUCCCAAGCAGGUGUCAGGGUAUAGAGCAUUUUCUUUUGAAACUUGCACCAAAACUAUCCGAUACAGAAUUAAUUAUAAACACAAGAGAUUGGCCACAAAUACAUAAAAACUAUGGUACUAAAGGUCCAGUGUUUUCUUUUAGUAAAACCGCCGAGUAUCAGGACAUCAUGUAUCCGGCCUGGGCUUUUUGGGAGGGAGGACCUGCUAUCAGUUUAUAUCCCAAGGGAAUAGGUCGUUGGGAUGUCCUACGAGAAAAACUAGGAAAACUGGGCAAUUUAACACUCUGGCAAAACAAAGUGUCAAAAGCGUUCUUCCGAGGUUCGAGAACCUCCUCAGAGAGGGACCCUUUGGUACUACUAUCACGCGAGCGUCCCGAUUUGGUGGACGCUCAGUACACCAAGAAUCAAGCGUGGAAAAGUGAUGCGGAUACUCUUCACGCUCCCCCGGCCAAAGAAGUCCCGUUUGAAGACCAUUGCAACUUCAAAUACCUCUUCAACUUUCGCGGUGUUGCCGCUAGUUUCCGUUUCAAGCACAUCCUACUGUGCAAAUCGUUGGUUUUCCACGUAGGGAACGAGUGGAAGGAGUUCUUUUACGACUCCCUUAAACCAUGGAUCCACUAUAUUCCGGUUGAGGCAAAAGCGACCAAAAGAGAAUUAGAAGUUCUACUAGAAUUCGCCGAGGAGAACGAGGAACUGGCAAAGGAAAUUGCGGAAAACGGUUACGAGUUUAUUUGGAAUAAUUUGAGGAUGAAAGAUGUGGAAUGUUAUUGGAAGAGGUUGCUGGACGAGUACGGGAAGUUGUUGAAGUUUGAGGUGGUACGGGAUGAGAACCUCGUUGAGGUUAGAGGUUAGGUUGUAGUCUCAUUUUGUUAAUGUUUUAAGUGGAGACAAUAAUCUCUUAAUGUUAAGACUUAAUUGUAUUAAUGAAUAAUUUGCAUUCCUUAGCAAGCUUUAACGGUGCGGUUUUCACGGCGGACGUUAAGUAAUAAGUUCUUUUAUGUGACGGUCUUAAGUUUUGAGAUAUACUGGUCGAAUUAAAUGGACAAUGCCUGAAAGAAACAAAUAAAGUCCAAGAAUGUGGAAAUCCAUGUGAAAUUAUUAACUAUUAGCACUCCCUAUGAGCCGCCAUUGUAUUUCACCAUUCCGAAUUUUUUUUUAUACUACACUAAACUUAAGAGAAAUAUUAACAUUCCUAGUGAUAUUAAAAAGGUUUAUUUAUAUUCCGUCAAUAUUCUAAUUUUUGUUUCCUGGAAGUUCCUGGAACGUUCUAAAACUGCUACCUAACAAAUAUAUCUAAAAAAGACCUGACGGUCUCUCAAGUACAUUUCAAGAAUAUUAUGCGUUGCUUUUGUAAAAUUGAUGUAAAACGAAUAUACCCAGAGAGAUUUUUUGUUAAACUAAAUCACUAAAAAGUGACAAUAAUACUCAAUAAAAUAUUAGUGUGAUAAGUGACAAUAAUAUGCAUGUAUUGACUUAAUGGAGAAAUAAAUAUAUUUAAAUCCCAAA
Anthonomus grandis grandis is the source of this 1926-nucleotide messenger RNA. Its product is annotated as O-glucosyltransferase rumi homolog. Bases 55 to 1272 code for a protein of 405 amino acids. The transcript is spliced from 6 exons. Gene Ontology annotation, biological process: protein O-linked glycosylation; positive regulation of Notch signaling pathway. Gene Ontology annotation, molecular function: UDP-xylosyltransferase activity; UDP-glucosyltransferase activity. The record is from RefSeq and is a predicted model, not a curated record. Gene Ontology annotation, cellular component: endomembrane system. Lineage: Eukaryota; Metazoa; Arthropoda; Insecta; Coleoptera; Curculionidae.